Molecule: messenger RNA, 1575 nt
Organism: Musa acuminata subsp. malaccensis (wild Malaysian banana)
Lineage: Eukaryota; Viridiplantae; Streptophyta; Magnoliopsida; Zingiberales; Musaceae
Product: protein PTST homolog 3, chloroplastic
Source: RefSeq, a predicted model, not a curated record
CGCCGAAUGCCAAGAUCGAGCUCUGUUUCAAUGGCGAAGCGGUACGAAACCAAACACCUUCCGCUUUCCACGUGUAGUUCUCGCGUCCGUCCUCUUGGAUCGCCGGUCUCCCUCCCCAGAUGCUUCGGGAUCUCUCAUGGCGCUCGCCCCUUGGCCCUCCUCUUUAUCGCACCUUGCCGGUGAUCGCCGAUCCUUCCCUUCCUUCCGACGGUCCCAGGAACUCCGUCUGCUGUGGAGCUCCAAUCCGUACCUAGUUCGCAGAAGCCUCGCGCCCUGUUGCUCUGGGGAGGAAUUUAGGAGAGGGAGGGCGUUGAAGAGCAAAGAGGAGUUCUGCCAUGAACUGCGGGAGUUCAUAUCGGCGACGGGGCUUGCUGAGAAUCGCGUGCCCUCCAUGAAGGAGCUCUGCGAAAACGGGAGGAAGGACCUCGCAAAUAUUGUGAGACGGAGAGGAUACAAGGUUGUCACAGAACUUCUUUUUAAUUCAAAUGGAGAGAACCAUUCAGAUAAAAUUUCAGAAGGAAGACAAAGAUUUAUAGAUGCAGAAUUAUAUAAAGCUGCAGGAGGUCAAGAGACGAAGAUACAUGUGUCUCCUUAUUGUACCUUACGGCGAAGCAACCGUUCUAUGGAGAGAGACUUGGUUAAAUCAAAUGGAAUGGUAUUAACUGAUAAUCAUGUCCAAGUAUGUGAUAAUUCAGAAUCUUCAGUGGACUCCUUGCAUAUAAAGGCAGUAAAGUUUAGACAGACUGGAGAACUGGAUACAAUGGAAGGUGAAGACUGUGAGUUAUAUCACGAUUUGGCUUCAGAGAUUUAUGAACAUGACAAUCAGAAUGAAAUCAAUCGUUUGAAGAUCUUGCUGCAUCAAAAGAAGAUGGAACUUUCCCAACUAAAGCAACAAAUUGAUGAUGAGAAGCUUGCAUUAAGUAGUCUUCACGCUAGGGCCACAGUUGAGCUUGGUGAUAUAAAAAGAAUCGUAGCAGAGAAAGAUGCGGAACUCCAUGCUGCCGAGGGGAACUUAAAUGGACUAAAAGAGGUUCGUAUCGACUACUGGGCAAACGGUCAAAUCAUAGAAGUUGCUGGUAGUUUUAAUGGUUGGCAGCAUAGAGUCAGAAUGGAUCACCAUCCUUCAUCUAAACACAUAAAUCCACCUGGGUACAGGAAGCCAAUGCUCUGGUCAACAGUGUUGUGGCUCUAUCCUGGAGUUUAUGAGAUAAAAUUCAUUGUUGAUGGCGAGUGGAGAAUCGACUCUCAAUGGGAGAUUAUCACCAGCGGAGGCAUAACCAAUAAUGUUCUGAGAGUAGACAAGUGAGGCUAAAAGCUCAAAAGAAGCUGAUCUAGGAAAUAAUUCAGAGACCCAACCUAUUGUAGAGGAAGUGGAUUGAUAGGGUUUCAGAAAAUGCAUUGAACUUUCUGUUGGUAUAUGUUGUAUAAAUGAAAUCAUCUUAAGAAGUUUCCUGUUUGACAUGAACAGCUUAUGUGGUACACUGUGAAUACCAGUUAUGUGAGCCAAUGCCAGGUAUUUCAUAUGUUUUUAGGCCCAUAUAUGAAGCAAGAAUAAUGAUUGGUUGGAUUAUCUAA